AAAUUGGAUAUUCUAAAAUUUAGAUUAUUAAAAAAAAAAAUACUCCUUGUAUUGCUAUAUAUAGAUCUCUUAUGUUAUUCUGCAGAACCCUCCACUGUACGGAAACUGCUCCACACAUCUGACAAAUAGAGGACUGUCACAUACAGCAUCCUACGUAUCAUUAAAGGUGUAUUCUGUGACUGAUUUUUCAUAAAAGCACAGUCUCUGAAUGCGGCAGCAUAAAGUACAAGGACAAAGAAAUUUACAUGCACAUUUAGAUACAUACAUAAUGUUGUAUGCUGGGAAAAAAACUUACUUUGCUGCUGCUGUGUGCAUUAUUACUUUAACUUCAAUGCUUGCAGUUUCUUAUCUGAGGUUACAGGGACUUUCCCAUCAGCCAAAAGUAAUUCAAGAAGGCAGAAGAUGUAGAGGGAAAAUUGCCAAUAGCACAAUAACAGCAUUAAAAGAUAACAAAACUUUUAUUAUAUCCCCAUACUUUGAUGACAGAGAAAGCAAAGUCACUCGUCUGAUUGGGAUUGUUCACCAUGAAGAUGUAAAAGAACUGUACUGCUGGUUCUGCUGUCAGCCCAAUGGAAAGAUAUAUGUAUCAAAAGCAAAAAUUGAUGUUCAUUCUGAUAGAUUUGGAUUCCCUUAUGGUGCAGCAGAUAUAAUUUGUUUGGAACCUGAAAACUGUGAUCCAACACAUGUAUCAAUUAAUCAGUCUCCACAUGGAAAUAUCAACCAGCUGCCAAGGUUUGAAAUUAAAAACCGCAAGGCUGAGACCUUUUCUGUUGACUUCACUGUGUGCAUUUCUGCCAUGUUUGGAAACUACAACAAUGUCUUGCAGUUUAUACAGAGUAUGGAAAUGUACAAGAUUCUUGGAGUACAGAAAGUGGUGAUCUAUAAGAACAACUGCAGCCAUCUGAUGGAGAAAGUCUUGAAGUUCUAUAUAGAAGAAGGAACUGUUGAGAUAAUUCCCUGGCCAAUAAACUCACACCUCAGGGUUUCUUCUGAAUGGCACUUCAUGGAAGAUGGAACACACAUCGGCUACUAUGGACAAAUUACAGCUCUGAAUGACUGUAUAUACCGUAACAUGGAAAGGAGCAAGUUUGUGGUCCUUAAUGAUGCUGAUGAAAUAAUUCUUCCCCUUAAACACCCAAACUGGAAAACAAUGAUGAACAGUCUUCAGGAACAAAACCCAGGGACUAGCGUUUUCCUCUUUGAGAACCAUAUCUUCCCAGAAACCAUAUCAUCUCGUAUGUUCAAUAUUUCAUCUUGGAAUACUGUGCCAGGUGUUAACAUACUACAGCAUGUAUACAGAGAGCCUGACAGGAAAGAUGUAAUCAAUCCCAGGAAAAUGAUAGUUGAUCCACGAAAGGUGAUUCAGACUUCAGUCCAUUCUGUCCUACGUUCUUAUGGGAACAGUGCGAAUGUUCCCAUGGAUGUUGCCCUCAUUUAUCACUGUCGGAAGGCCCUUCAAAGCGACCUUCCCAGAGAAUCUCUCAUCAGGGAUACAACACUGUGGAGAUAUAACUCAUCAUUAAUCAUGAAUGUUAACAAGGUGUUAUCUCAAACCAUGCUGCGAGCUCAAAAGUGAAACCUUGGUUAUAAGGAGUGAAAGUGGAGCGCUACCUGUAUUGUGGGAAGACAGAGGACAUCCUUUAAAGAUCAUAUUGAUUUCCCCACGGAGUUUACAUUUUGCUGCAAUUAUUUAGGGAAUCUAUAGCAAAGCCAUGAAUCAUUUAAUGAUAUCAUGGAUCAAUGCAGAUUGCAGUAUUUCUUCCGGAAAAUGUACAAUUUGUUUUCACUUAAAACAAUAAUAAAAAUCAGUAUCUGUCAACUGAUUCAAAUAAUGCAGGGCAGUUUUCAACCUAUAUACAAAAAGCACAAAUACAGUAAUUUGAUUAAAGGUAUUAAUUUGAUUAAUUAAGGUUUAAUUUGAUUAAAGGUAGCAUUGCUUAAUUCUUGCAGUUUGUAUGUCACUGGGUACCAAAUUUGUAUGCAUCAAUUUGAGUAAAAGGUAGACAAAUAAUUGAGCACAAUCUUCCUUUCAGUUGUAAAAAAAUUACCCCUUAUGUUCUUGGAAAUAGUGUAUGUUAAAGACGUGAUGGAUUGUAACACUAAACACAGCUGUUGAAGUUUUGCUGAUAAAUGUUUUGUUCAACUGGGCUUUGCAGACAUGUAACAUUGAGAAGAGUGAUUGCACCUGUUAUGAAUUACUAAAGUGUUAAGUGCUGAGUUGUGUUGGAAAGCUUUUAAUAGAGGCAAGGGAUACAGAUUGAUAUUAAAUAUGAUACUUUUGUGGACUUUAAAGAACCUAUUUCGAGGAGGGAAAAAUAGAUGGCCAAACAACUUUUAUGAAACUUAAUAGUUUGUUGGGUUUUUUCCUGGCACCGUGAAGCCUCAUAGGAAAAUGUUUCAUGAAAUUUAGACACAAGUUGGAUUUUAGUCCUUUAUGUGAUGGGUAAGUUAAAUUAUAUUGUUUCCUUGAUAGGCAUUAAGGGUACAGAAGCUGCAUUUUUUCCAACCUCUAUCUGGAAAUACUGCUAAGUAGUGACUUUUGCUGAAGGGUUGGAUGGAAAACAAAGCAAACCAUAAAAACCAUUUGCUCACUUCUGUUUUCACAGUUUCAGUUUCGUAAUUUCAGUUUCUGUUUGAUAAGCCCCCAGAACUACAUGCAUUGCAUAUGUUGUGGUGAUAUAAUUAGAACCUUCCUACUGAAGGCACAUCUGAAGGCAGCGAUAGCCUGACACUCUGACAAAGAGCAUGUCUGAGCAAGUAUGCUUUUCAAAAUUUCUACAUUAAUGUCAUGCUUUCGUUCCUUUAUCUACUUGGUAGUGGCACGUACCUGUGCUCUUAAGGAGCUCUGUCACUAGUGGAUUAGCAUCAUUAGUGGAUGUCCAAAAAGAACUUUUACUGUGCUUCACGGUGACUGCAGCAUCUCCCAGUCUAUAUCAACAAACUUGCAGCUAUAUUACUAUCUGAAAUGCCUGCUGCUGUCAGUCACACAAUCUUGUGUAGCAACAGGUCCAUUUAGAAUUUCAGACUUGUUGUUUAAAAGGGGAAUCUGAAAGUCCAUGUCCCUGUUUACAGCAUGGUGUGCUCAGGACUUUGGGAAGGCUGGGCAACGUGUUUCAGUCUUAAACUAACUUCACCGUGGAGAAUUUCUCUUGUUGUAAGAACACUGACCAUUGUCUUGCUGCAUGAUGCUGAAAUGAGUCUGACAUUGUUUUCUUCAUAGCUUACUAGCUGGAGACAGAAGCAGUGCCUCCCCAUCCCAUGCCCACCACCUUCCCUUUCCCCACUAUUCUUUCAGGAAGGCCCAGCUUGGGUCUCAGUUUCUCAGCCAUCUUGUGCUCCACCUCUCUGUGGACUCUGCAUGAUUAAGGUCACUAAUAAAAGUAGUUAAUCAAGUUUUCCUGUUUUGCUGAUUUGGAAACAAGGACAUUUCUGUCACACCUCUGUUUAAUCUUUCGAAGUUAAUGCAGUGCUGUAUAGGUGGCUCCUUCAGAAGAAGCUGAGUUACUGCACACAUAACAAUACUGUUACGUUACUCCAACAUUAAGAAAGAUGAGAACUGAACCCAGUUCAAGACAAGUUAUUGAAAACUUUCUUUUUCAUGGAAGCUUUUUUCACUUUGUAGUGAGACAACAAAAGCUCGCUUUUGCUAGCUCAUCAUUUAUACCCCACACAGUGCAGUUUGAAAUGAGAGUUGCGAAUUUGGCUUCUGGUUGAUAAAAUCCUUGAGUACAGACAAGAUUUUUUCAAAGUAAAUUGGUAUGCAUAAAUUGGUGCUUAAGAGUCUGGCCUUGUAUUUAAGAGACUGCUCCACUUGUGCCUUCAUGCAACUCCUACAGCAUCGCUCAAAUUACUGAUUCUUGCAUAUGAAAACUCCCCUUCAUUGGUAUAAUUGAUACUACAUACAUUUGGGAAUCUUGUCCUUGAUUCAGUAUUAAGAAUGAAAUCAGGUCUCCUUGAAUAGCGUGAAGAAAAAGUCACACUAGUAAUGCUACUAGAUAGUUUUGUCUUUUCAAGGGGAGCUAGUCUUCAUGAAAACUCAUGCUCUCAAGUUGUGUAAAAAAAAAUUAACAUUAGGGAGGGGAAGGGAAGGUGCGGGAAGGUGCGG
Pseudopodoces humilis (Tibetan ground-tit) is the source of this 4105-nucleotide messenger RNA. RefSeq lists its product as uncharacterized. Lineage: Eukaryota; Metazoa; Chordata; Aves; Passeriformes; Paridae. Gene Ontology annotation, cellular component: cytoplasm. The record is from RefSeq and is a predicted model, not a curated record. Gene Ontology annotation, molecular function: glycosyltransferase activity.